CUGACAUAAUACGGACACAGAAAGAUGUGUAAUAACUAAUAGUGGACCAGCUAGUGUUAGUGGUACUUGUGACUUGUGACAACGUUGACGGAAAACUGGAAUAUUAUAUUACGGAAUAAUAAUAAUAAUUAGUCCGGAAUUGUGCAUUUCACAUUAUGUGUACAGUGAUUUAUGUACACAUCGCGAACUAAACAGUACUUAUUUAUUUAUUAUCGUUUUUCGAUAAUGUUAGGUAUUAUACUAUACAUCUUCUUUUUAGUUUUUCUUAUAAUAUUCAAUUUAUUAUUUUAAGUAGGUAACAUCAUUUAGCUAUUUUAUCCCACGACCCACACUUCCACAGUGUGUAUUAUAAUAAUCCAUUUAUAAUAAUCCACUUCGCAUUAAUAAUAAUUUUAGGUAGGAAAUAGGAAUGUUAAGGGACUACGAUUAGAUAUUCGAUAAAUAAAUAAAACUAUAUUUCUUAUAACCUACCUAGUACCUAUCGUAGGUAAAUGGGUAACGAGUGAAAUAAGUUUGAUUUUUACAUUAUAAUAUCAUUAAUAUCUACCAUAUCAUCGUAAUAAUCAAAUAAUAAUAGGUAAUAUUGUACAUUAUUAUUUAUUAUAUAUAUUACACUAUAAUGUACUUUUAUCAGUUUUAUAAAGAUGCACAUAAGUCUUAUUAUAGUAUUAUUAUUAUGAUAUUUUUGAUCUGUUUAUCAAUUCAAUAGUUGGGAAAACCGUAUAACGAUUAACGGCCAUUCCUACCCUACCCGCACGGACGACGAAAGUCGCCGCCGCCGCGCACACACGUCAACACAAUACGACAGGCGACAGCGCGUUAGCACGUUUGUACUUACCUACUCGACAUUGUUUAUUACAAUUUGGCGAAUUUCAUUAAUGUUUUUUUAAUUUUUCAUUAAAAAUUGUGUUUCUUUACGUGUUAUAUUAUUCACUACACGGUCCACACGACAUCACGACCGCAUCUAACUACAGUUACGCAGACAGAUAUUUUAGUUGGUGUAUUAUAUUGAGUAUUCGAUAUGGAUCAUAAGAAAGACUCAACACAUGUAGUAAUAAAGUUUGAUGAAAAAACAGUCAACGGUAUGGAUUGUAUUGAUCUUAUACCAUUAUCAUGGACAUAUAUUGAAAACGGAAUAUUAAAUUGUAAAUAUCCAGAUAAAAAAGAUUAUGGCAAAAUUAAUAAGAUGAGCCAAACUUUGUAUGGUCACAAAGAAUCGUGGAAAAGCUUUGGCAUCAGUAUAAUUUCCGAAGCUAGAAAUUAUGACCAAGGUGUCAGGCGAAUGAAAAAAGCUUUCUCUAAUACAGUUGUACUAAGUAGUGCGAUUGAGGAUAAAGACAGUUCUGAAUAUGAGUCCGAUCCAAAAAAUCUAUCUGAGAAAGAACUAAAACAUAGCUUACAUAAUAUUCCUUCAUUUAGUCCAGCAACUUUAAAAUUAUUUCAACCAGAUGUAAACUUAGAUUUGAUACUGUCAGAUACUACAUCAUCUGAAUCAUCCACCACGUCUACCAAGAAAAAAAUGUCUACUGGAAAAAAAUUGUUAAAAAGAAGGGGAAGCUCUUGUGAUAAACGAGUUAAUGAUGAACAUAGUAAAAAUUACUGUCACACGUGUGGUCGCUCAGAUAAUGUUUCACAAGUUUCAAAAUCAGAUUUGGAGUCACUCAAAAGGAGUAUUGAGUAUCGCAUCCGUGAAGAAUCAAAAAUAACAAGAUCUUUAUUAUCAAUUAAUAAUAGUUCUACUAUAGAAAUUGAUUCAAUUUUAAAAGAUGAAAAAAUCAUUGGCUUGCCUAAAACAAAAUUAGAGCAUUUUCAAGAAUUUGAUAAAGAAUUAGGAAUUGAUAAUGAGCUUGUAAAAAAAAUGAAAUGUUUUAUAAUCAUUAAUAUGAAAGGAAUGGCUAAAAUUAAUGAUGACAUUAUGGCAGUGAUUCCUAAAAUCAUUUCCAAAGAUGUCCAACUACAGUUUAGUGCUUUUGGGAGAGAGACAAGCGGCAAGAAAAAACUUAACUUUUCCUCAACUAAUGCAUUCAAAUACUUACAAGAAGUUCUUGCUACAAAACACCCAAAUGUCAGUUCCAAAGAAUUUGCAAGUGUCAUUAGCAGGUGGUUUUCCGGAGCAAAGGACCGAGAAGGGGGCAAAAAACUUAGAUUAUCGAAAUAAAAAUGUAUUUUGUUAUUAUUUUAUCUAAUAAAACUACCUUUUAAUUAAAUUA
Molecule: messenger RNA, 2210 nt
Organism: Myzus persicae (green peach aphid)
Lineage: Eukaryota; Metazoa; Arthropoda; Insecta; Hemiptera; Aphididae
Exons: 8
Coding region: 1022-2158 (378 amino acids)
Source: RefSeq, a predicted model, not a curated record